Messenger RNA from Mytilus trossulus (common blue mussel), 2412 nucleotides. RefSeq names its product DNA polymerase iota-like. NCBI's taxonomy places the organism in Eukaryota, Metazoa, Mollusca, Bivalvia, Mytilida, Mytilidae. The transcript has 10 exons. Gene Ontology annotation, biological process: translesion synthesis. Bases 333 to 2402 code for a protein of 689 amino acids. The record is from RefSeq and is a predicted model, not a curated record. Gene Ontology annotation, molecular function: DNA-directed DNA polymerase activity; damaged DNA binding.
CUUGAGUAAAGAUCCAGCGAAACAAAGUCGGUUAAAAAAUUGAAAAAUUGGUUUCUUUCCCCUUACUUAUACAUUCCCUGCUGAAAUAAGAAGCAAAAACAUUCAACAUUUCUACAGUCUAUCCUUUAUUUUUAUACUCCCAUCACUUCUGCAUGUCUAUCAGAUAUUAGGGAAAACAUGAAGGUAGAAAAAGACUUAUUUUGAUCAACAUGAUCAAUACUCAUAUAUUGAAAUGAUCAGUUAAUAACUAGUCAGCUAGGGUACUUGUCAACCUUAUAACAAUACACUAGAGUAACCAAACUUUAAUGCUUUAAUACAUAUAAAGUGCAAUAAUGUAUGAAGAGGAUUAUACUGGAAUAGACGUACAUGAAGAUGAUACUGGAAUAGACACACAUGAAGAUGAUACCGAUUGGACAAAUCCUUUCUUUGAACAUGAUGAUGUGCAUAGUAAACAUUCUGAACCAAUACAAAGUAAGAAGAAGAGAAGUAGUACAUGUAAUGCAGUCUUGACAGAAAGUGACGUAUACAUUUCUAAGUUGAAGCACACAAGAACUAUCAUACACAUAGAUAUUGACUGUUUCUAUGCUCAGGUUGAAAUGAUUAGAAAUCCUAAACUUAGAGACAAACCACUGGGUAUUCAGCAGAAGUACAUAGUUGUUACCUGUAACUACAAAGCCAGGGAAUAUGGUGUUACUAAAUUAAUGACUUUAAAAGAUGCAAAGGAGAAAUGUCCACAGCUGGUGUUAGUGAAUGGAGAAGAUCUUACACAUUAUAGAGAAAUGUCAUAUAAGAUAUCAGAAUUUUUGCAGAAAUACACACCAAAUGUUGAAAGACUUGGAUUUGAUGAAAAUUACCUUGACGUAUCUGAAAUAGUUAAACAAAGAAUUAAUUCUAGGUGUCAAGGAAGAGAGGUGAAAGGUCAUACAUAUUGUUUAAAAGAAGAGAAAGACACGACUAUAGAUACUGUGCAGUGUGACUGUGGUUGUCAAGAAAGAUUGAUUGUUGGUUCAGAGAUUGCUAAUGAUAUCCGUAGUGCCUUGUAUGAUGAGUUAGGAGUUACAUGUUGUGCUGGAAUAUCCUACAACAAACUAUUGUCAAAACUUGUAGGAGAACAACACAAACCUAACCAGCAGACAACACUCUUUCCACAUCAGACACAAACUUUUAUGUCUUCAAUGAAGAAAGCAAGUAAAAUUCCUGGUAUAGGAUCAACAACAUCAAAGAAAUUAGCCAGACUUGGUAUUGUUAGUGUAUUAAAUCUUCAAGAGAUACCAGUGGCAGACUUAAUACCAGAGAUAGGAGAAUCUCAGGCUCUUACAAACAAACAGUUGAGUUAUGGUAUCGAUGACAGCCCUAUUGUACCGUAUGGUAGACCACAGACCAUCAGUGAUGAAGAUUCCUUUAAGAAUUGUAGAACGGUACCAGAUGUAAGAUCCAAAGCUUCACAACUAAUACAAAGCUUAUUACAGAGGCUAAAAGUGGAUGGUAGAAUUGUACAGACUGUUAGACUGACUAUACGUAAACUGACUACUGAUAAACAAUGGACCAACAGAGAAAGUCGUCAAUGUCCUGUACCUCAUCAUGUAGCCACAAAAAUUAUUCAAGGAAAGACAGAUUUGAUUUUGCCUGAGUUAGAGAAGCUAGUGCUCGCAUUGUUUAUGAAACUGGUUGACACAAACACUCCAUUUCACCUUACAUUGAUGAAUAUUGCUUUCUGUAAUUUGGCAGACAAACCCAAAAAUUCAAUACAGAAUUUUCUUUCACCUUCUAAGUCGGAAAUAUUAAGUAAAAACAAAACUGAGAAGCAAACAGUAGAAAAUGGGUUAACUAAUUCUGAGAAUAUAAACAAAGCUAAAAAAGGAAUUUUGAGUUUCUUUAAAGCAGCUCCGGACAAAGACAAAACUGUAGAAAAUAAAACAAGUGAACUUGAAAUUCAAACUGGACAUGAGAGAAAAAGGAAAUGUGAAAGUAGUUUUUCAGACAACUCUUUAAAGAAAGUGAAAGGCGAGAGUGAAGAUUUCACAAUAGAGCCAAGUACUUCUUUUAGUGGGGAUUCAAACUUUAUGGAGAGUGUAGAUCAAGACGUGUUAAGUCAGCUUCCUCCUGAUAUACAGAAAGAAAUAUUUGAAAGUUCAAAAAACAACCAAUCCUGUAAUUCAAAAAACAGUACAGUUACAGAAAAUAUAAGUAACUUGUGUGAUUCAGGAGAUGAUGAAUUAAAAAAGAAACUUAUGACUGCUGGAAUAGAUGCUAAUGAUUUUCUGUCAUUUCCACCUGACGUUCAGAAAGAUAUUAUGGAACAGUACAAAAUAGGUGUUCAAUCAAAAACACCUUCACCAGCAAAGCAGCACAAAAGAUCAAUACUCACAUACUUUACUACAAAAAACAAAUCUCUAAAAUAAAAAAAAUUAC